Messenger RNA from Branchiostoma floridae (Florida lancelet), 1492 nucleotides. Its product is annotated as mucin-2-like. Lineage: Eukaryota; Metazoa; Chordata; Leptocardii; Amphioxiformes; Branchiostomatidae. The coding region runs from base 134 to 1492 and encodes 452 amino acids. The record is from RefSeq and is a predicted model, not a curated record. The transcript has 3 exons.
UUCAGUUUGUCCGCCCCUUAAACCGCCGACAUAUGGAGCCUUUGUCUGCCACGAGGAUAAUCUAGUGCAGAGGUGCGCUCUCUUCUGUAAGGAAGGCAAAUUCCACAAGAGACGGAACAUAUUCGAAUGUGACAUGACCAAUCCUUCAUCAACAUGGACAGGCGCGGGAGUCGACGAUAUCAUAUGUCGAAGCAGGGGGAGACAUAAGUAUCGGUUCACUUUCAACGUGUCCUGUGAUCCCGAUAACAUGGAUUUUCACCGAGAGGUGAAGCGAACAUUAUCAGGAACAAGAAACCGGCAUCAACUGUGCCCCGGCUUGUCCGGCGACGAUUGUGAAAUCACAGUCUUCUGUGGGAACUGCUCCAAUAAAGGGGAUAGAGAGAGCGAUGCAUGUAGUCAAGAUCAAGAAACCGUGUCUUCUCACAACAACUGCACAGAGAUUGACGUUAUAGUUGGAGACACCUGUGGGGCAGUGACUACAACCCUUGUGCCGACAACAAAGAUGGCCACGCAGUCUACUGUUGAGCAGAGCACCCGUCUCUAUACAGCUUUGAAAACCACAAUAUCUUUACCUAAAAUCACUGCCAUUACUACCUCUGAAACUCCCUUCACUUUUAGAAACGUAGAGGCUACCCCUUCCCUUCAAUCUGCUACCACAUUUCAACUCAUGACGACAACAUUGCCUACAACUGUUCAGAACGUGUUAAGUUCAAGUACAACUGAGGGACCUGCUACUAAUGAUGUUUAUACACCAUCAGCCAUCAGCAUUACUAAAACUACAGCAAUAACACCACCUACCAAACGACCGCAUUCCGCUCAAACCGUCACAAGUACUGGUACACAACACAUAUCUUUCCCUCCGCCCUCCACACCGUUCACCGCAUCAGCUUCUUCCCCUGAAUGUUUCACAACCACAGAUAUACUAGAUAUACACCCAAAAUCCUCGACCUUGUCCAAACUUUCAGUCACCAACACCUCGCCCAAACCUAUACCCACUAUGACGGCUGGAACUAGAUUCAUUUCUCCAUCUACAGCUACCACCACAACUGUAACCCGUACUCAAAGCACCAAAAUCAAAGAUGUACCACUUUUCCUAACCGCAUCUUUUCCUACAAAACAAAGAGUCACUACUAUGCCAACACCAACCACUUCAGACAUCUCUUUCUAUCAAACCAUAACUGCUGAUUUUGAAACAGGCUCAAUCUCAGCUAAACCUUCGAUCAUUACAACGAAGACUAAACUUCCACCUGGUGUCAUGACGACAUCUGAAUCUCCAACGAGUUCUUCAACUCCAACAUCCACACAAUUGCAUACCACCUCAUCUUCUGCUAUGCAUAAUUACCAUGGCACGUCCCAGUCACCCUCUUCAACCACAACCAACCCUGGCGUGAGCAGGUCACAGGACGACUCAACGUUCCCUGUAGUUCCUGUUAUAUCGGCUGUUGCCGUAGUAACUGUUGCUGUGGUGGCUAUCGCUGUCGUCAUCUGGUAA